Diaporthe batatas is the source of this 180-nucleotide messenger RNA. RefSeq lists its product as uncharacterized. The record is from RefSeq and is a predicted model, not a curated record. Lineage: Eukaryota; Fungi; Ascomycota; Sordariomycetes; Diaporthales; Diaporthaceae. The transcript has 3 exons. Bases 1 to 180 code for a protein of 59 amino acids.
AUGCGCGCUCCGAUCAGCUCCGUGGCAAUCCUCUUCUCCGUGUGUGCUACCGUCUUCGGGCAAGGGGAAUUCCAGACUUUCUUCUGCAAAGAUAUCGACGAAAAUGUCGCUGCCAGCAACAACUUCUGCCAAAGCGCCAACGGAAAUGUGCUCGCUUCUCCCGGCCACCUGCAACAAUGA